Messenger RNA from Leptomonas pyrrhocoris, 2323 nucleotides. Its product is annotated as putative acetyl-CoA synthetase. Gene Ontology annotation, molecular function: AMP binding; acetyl-CoA synthetase activity. Lineage: Eukaryota; Euglenozoa; Kinetoplastea; Trypanosomatida; Trypanosomatidae. The record is from RefSeq and is a predicted model, not a curated record. The transcript has a single exon. The coding region runs from base 215 to 2323 and encodes 702 amino acids.
AGUGGAUUUAGCUCAGUUUCGUCUUCUCUUUGCAUUCACCCUAUUUACUCGAGGUACACCCCUGUCCCACCUGCUGCCUGCACUCCUUCCGCACUUCUCUGCCUCUCUCGUGAAAGUGGAGCCGGCUUCUUUGUCUACUGCCACAGCUCGACCUCAUUUUUCCACCUGUUCUUUUUUUUUUGUGUGUUCUUCAGUUCCGUCGUGCGGCCCAACCAUGUCCGACAACAUCGUGAAUUUCAUCUCGCCGGGGAGUCCAUAUGCGCUGAAUAGCCCGCUCUCUGCCUCGCAGCAGGUUCGUGACUUCAAGCACGUGCUGGAUCAGAACGUGGUGCAGCCGAUCUCGUCGAACAGCGCGAGGUCUAGCAUCGGGCCCCACCUCGGCUCCCGCAUGCACGUCUACAACUACUCGAUCAGCCAAAACGAUCAGUUCUGGGCGGAGAUCGCGCGGCGCGACUUUUACUGGAAGAAGUUCUGGGCCGACGACCAGCAUGUGAAGACGUACAACUUUGACAAGUCGAAGGGCCCCAUCUUUGCGAAGUGGUUCGAGGGCGGUGUGACGAACGUGUGCUACAAUGCGCUGGACCGUCACUUACCGGAGCACAAGGACCGCGUCUGCUUCUACUUUGAGGGCAACGACCCGAACGUCACGGCAACCAUCACGUACGGGCAGAUGUACACGCAGGUCGUGGAGAUGGCGAAUGUGCUCAAGUCGCAGUACGGCGUCCGCAAAGGCGAUUGCGUGGCGAUUUACCUCCCGAUGAUCCCCGCGGCGGCGGUGGCCAUGUUGGCGUGCGCCCGCAUCGGCGCGAUCGUCAGCGUCAUCUUUGGCGGCUUCUCCGCGCAGUCGAUCGUGACGCGUGUGACGGACUGCCGCCCGAAGCUGUUCAUCACGGCGGAUGCGUCCUUGCGUGGCGAGAAGCCGAUCCUGCUCAAGUCGAUUGCCGACCAGGCGCUGACGGAGUGCAAAGAGACCGCCAACUUCAACGUGCCCUGCCUCGUCGUGGAGAACUGCAAGCGCCAGCACUGCACCAUGACGGAGGGCCGCGACACGUGGCUGACUGACGCCGUCGCCAAGCUCUCUGCCGCAGAGCACGAGGACUGCCCGGUGGAGUGGAUGGAGGCGGAGGACACCCUCUUCCUGCUCUACACCUCCGGCAGCACCGGGAAGCCCAAGGCCAUCGUGCACACCACCGCCGGCUACAUGGUGUACGCCUCCACCACCUUCAAGUAUAGCUUCGACUACCACGCGGAUGACGUCUACUUCUGCACGGCGGAUGUGGGCUGGAUCACGGGCCACAGCUACGUCGUGUACGGCCCACUGAUCCACUGCGCGACGUCGGUGCUGUUCGAAGGUUUGCCGAACUACCCAACCCACUCCCGCUGGUGGCAGCUGAUAGAGAAGUACAAGGUGAGUAUCUUCUACACAGCCCCGACGGCCAUCCGCUCCCUCAUGCAGGCAGGCGACGAAUUCGUGACGAAGUACGACCGCAGCUCCCUGCGCAUCCUCGGCUCUGUCGGCGAGCCAAUCAACGUGGAGGCGUGGAAGUGGUUCCGCGACCUUGUGGGCGAGGGCCACUGCGAUGUGUCAGACACGUGGUGGCAGACGGAGACGGGCGGCCACAUGAUUACACCGCUGCCUGGCUGCACGCCGAUGAAGCCCGGCUGCGCGACGCUGCCGUUCUUUGGUAUCCAACCGGUGCUGCUGGACCCGCUGAAGCUGACGGAGAACGAAGGCAUGGCGGAGGGUCUCUUGGUGAUCAAGAGCCCGUGGCCCGGCAUGGCCCGCACUAUCUACAACGACCACGCGCGGUUUGAGCAGACGUACUUCAGCGUGCCCGGCUACUACCUGACGGGCGACGGCGCCCGCCGCGACUCGGACGGCUACAUUUGGAUCACGGGGCGCGUGGAUGACGUGCUGAACGUCAGCGGCCACCGCAUCGGCACGAGCGAGGUCGAGGACGCCGUGAACUCGCACCCGGCGGUGGUGGAGAGCGCGGUGGUCGGAGUGCCGCACCCCAUCAAAGGCGAGAGCAUUUACGUCUUCCUCACCUUCCACGAGGGCACCGUCAUCACACCGCAGCUGUUGGCCACUGUGAAGGCAACGGUGCGCAAGGUGAUUGGGCCGCUCGCCACGCCAGACGUGCUGCAUCCGGCGCAGGAAGGACUGCCCAAGACGCGCUCCGGGAAGAUCGUACGGCGUAUUCUCCGCAAGAUCGCCGUGCACCGCGACGACGACCUCGGCGACACCUCCACGUUGGCCAACCCAGAUGUCGUGCCGGCGCUGAAGCGUGCGCGGACGGAGUGGGUGGAAAAGGCAAAGUAA